Condylura cristata (star-nosed mole) is the source of this 3792-nucleotide messenger RNA. RefSeq names its product solute carrier organic anion transporter family, member 2A1 (gene SLCO2A1). The coding region runs from base 150 to 2084 and encodes 644 amino acids. The record is from RefSeq and is a predicted model, not a curated record. Lineage: Eukaryota; Metazoa; Chordata; Mammalia; Eulipotyphla; Talpidae. Gene Ontology annotation, cellular component: membrane. Gene Ontology annotation, molecular function: protein binding; prostaglandin transmembrane transporter activity. The transcript has 14 exons. Gene Ontology annotation, biological process: prostaglandin transport; sodium-independent organic anion transport; transmembrane transport.
GGCUCGCCACCGCCAGCCGCUCCGACCAGCCUCGGGCGCCCGCCCCGUCGCCAUCUCCCUUCGGCCUCCACCGCGCCAGGGUCGCCGCCCCUAGCGGGUACCGCCGCACGCCCGCCCGCCCGCCACCGGCCUCGCUGCUGCCCGCUGCCAUGGGGCCCUUGCCCAAAUUCGGCGUGCGCCAGGGCAACGACGUCUCUUCUGGCCGAACCGGCGGCUGUCGCGGUUCUAUCUUUAACAACAUUAAGGUGUUCGUGCUCUGCCAUGGGAUCCUGCAGCUCUGUCAGCUGCUGUAUAGCGCCUACUUCAAGAGCAGUCUCACCACCAUUGAGAAGCGCUUUGGCCUCUCCAGUUCUUCCUCAGGUCUCAUUUCCAGCUUGAAUGAGAUCAGUAACGCCAUCCUCAUCAUCUUCGUCAGCUACUUUGGCAGCCGGGUGCACCGUCCGAGGCUGAUCGGCAUUGGGGGCCUCCUCUUGGCUUUGGGUGCUUUUGUCCUCACCCUCCCACACUUUCUCUCCGAGCCCUACCAGUACACCCUGGCCGGCGUGGGAAAUAGCAGCCACUUCCAAGCCGAACUCUGUCAAAAGCAUUCGCAGGACCCACACCCUAGUAAGUGCCACAGCACCAGCCAAGACUCCCAGAAGGAGACCAGCAGUAUGUGGGGCCUCAUGGUGGUCGCCCAGCUGCUGGCUGGCAUCGGGACAGUGCCCAUUCAGCCCUUCGGGAUCUCCUAUGUGGACGACUUCUCGGAGCCCAACAACUCGCCCCUAUACAUCUCCAUCCUGUUUGCUAUCUCGGUAUUUGGACCGGCUUUCGGGUACCUGCUGAGCUCUGUCAUGCUGCAGAUCUUUGUGGACUUCGGCCGGGUGGACACAGCUGCAGUUAACCUGAGCCCCAGAGAUCCCCGAUGGAUUGGAGCCUGGUGGCUGGGCCUGCUCAUUUCUUCUGCCACCUUGGUUCUCAGUUCUUUCCCCUUUUUUUUCUUUCCUCGAGCAAUGCCCAGUGGAGUCGAGAGGUCUCCUGCCAUAGUGGAUGAGACAAGGAAGAUGGAUGACAUCAAGCCAAGAAGCUCCCUGGUGGAUUUCAUUAAACGGUUUCCCCGUAUCUUCUUGAGGCUCCUGAUGAACCCACUCUUCAUGCUGGUGGUCCUGAGCCAGUGCACCUUCUCCUCUGUCAUUGCCGGCCUCUCCACAUUCCUCAACAAGUUCCUGGAGAAACAGUAUGGCGCCUCAGCGGCCUACGCAAACUUCCUCAUUGGUGCUGUGAACCUGCCUGCUGCGGCCUUGGGGAUGCUGUUUGGUGGAAUCCUCAUGAAGCGUUUUGUUUUCUCUCUACAAACCAUCCCCCGAGUGGCUGCCACCAUAAUCACCAUCUCCAUGAUCCUCUGUACCCCUCUCUUCUUCAUGGGGUGCUCCACCCCCACUGUGGCAGAGGUUUAUCCCCCCAGCACAUCAAGUUCUAUACAUCCGCAGCCUCUUGCCUGCCGCAGGAACUGCUCGUGCACCGAAGCCAUCUUCCACCCGGUCUGUGGAGACAAUGGGGUAGAGUACCUCUCUCCUUGCCACGCGGGCUGCAGCAAUGUCAACAAGAGCACGGAAGAUUCCAAGCAGCUGACCUAUUUGAACUGCAGCUGUGUGACUGGAGGAUCAGCUUCGGCAAAAACCGGACCAUGCCCUAUCUCGUGUGCCCACUUACUGCUUCCGGCCAUCUUCCUCAUCUCCUUCGUGUCCCUCAUAGCCUGCACCUCCCACAACCCGCUCUACAUGAUGGUUCUGCGUGUAGUAAACCAGGAAGAAAAGUCAUUUGCUAUCGGGGUACAGUUCUUGCUGAUGCGCCUUCUGGCCUGGCUUCCAUCUCCUGCCCUCUACGGCUUAACCAUCGACUCCUCCUGCAUCCGGUGGAACACACAGUGCUCAGGGAGGCGAGGGGCCUGUGCCUACUAUGACAAUGACAGUCUCCGAGACAGAUACCUAGGCCUGCAGAUGGGUUACAAAGCACUGGGCACACUGCUGCUCCUCUUCACCAGCUGGCGAGUUAAGAAGAACAAGGAGUACAACGUGCAGGAGAAGGCUGCCGGCCUCAUCUGAAGCUUGACCCAGAGCCGGGCCACUACCCUGCUCCAGAGAGUGGACCCUGCCCCUCCAUAUGCCUGUAGUUACUAAUGUCAAUAUGGAAUUUCCUUUUAAUUUUUUAAAUAAGAAAGAAAACCCCUUCACCAUUUGCCUUCCCUGCCUCCUCCUCCCAAAGGCCCCUGGAGGGUCCCUGGGGACCACCAUGCACCUCGGCUGGCUGGGCACAGAGCUGGAGGGGCAGGUCUCUCCUGGCUCCUUAGCAGGAACCCCCACAUGCUCAGGCUCCCCUCAGUACUGGGUCCUCCAGCAAGGAUGCCCACAGAGGCAGCCCCUGCCCCCACCAGCUCUCUGGGGGACCGUUUACUAAGUGGAGGGGGAAACAGGGUUACUGCCCAGAGGAGAAAGGGAGUGGGCUGGCUUAUUGAUGACCACACCCAAGCAAGGGAGGGGGCCUGGCUGUCAUCCCCUUUGCCUCUAGGUUUGACAUCAGCACAGAACACCGGAGGGGCUGGUUCCCUUCCUGUCAGAUCCUCGCCUCCUGCCUGGAAGAAGCUGACUGGAAGCAUAGCCAGAUGGGCCCUCUCAGUUCCCCCACCCUCUAGCGCUGGAUCAGGAUAUGACACCCUGAAGAUGGGGCCUCCAACUGCCGUGCAUGUUAGCUCUAGACUCUUCUGUAUACCCGUCUGUCUGUGUGGAGCAACAUUUCACACCACGCUGAAGGCCUGAGGGCGAGUGUGACAUGGCCCUGAUGCCCAGCUACCCACCUUCACAAUGUGGAGGUGAGCCCCUCACCGCAGGGUGAUAAGGACACCUUCCUCAAGUUUCCCUGGCAGCCUUAAGCAGACUUUCCUGUCUGGCCUUUAUCCUCUAGGCCAAGUGAAGAGAGGUGGUCCAAGAUGGCAGAAAAUCAGUCGGCAAAAUAGAAGCCAAUGUGGUUGACUUCCUUGCUGUCAAAUACAGUUGGUAUAAAGCAACAUUUUCUAAGCCUUUUCUCAGUGCCUCCAGAGAGGUGGACAUCCCCUGUGGUCCUGGGUCACGAAAUACUGCUGCUAUGGGUAAAGGGUCAGAGUUAAAGGUCAGUGGAGAAGGCCUUUCAUCAACAGAUCUGUAAUUUAUUGGAGACAAGCUUCGAGUAAACAAUGCCACUACAUGGUUCGCCACCAAGUUUCCCUGUGAUCGUCCCUCCCUUCAUCCAUCAAUACUAGGGCCUCCUCCCAGAAUGUUCUCUCUGGGGGUGAAGGAGACACAGCAAGAAGCCAGAGACUUUCAGCAGGAUCCUGACCCCCUCCGUGCCCCACCUUGUGCCUUUGUGGGACAGAGAGCUGACUCACCCAGCCCCUUGGGCAGCUGGCCACUCCUCUUGGAAGAAUCCUCCAGAAGCAUUCCAGAAACCACCUUAUACGGCGGUGGCCACAAAAUUUGUGUCAGUGGCCAACCUGCUGUGAGACGAGGUCUCUGCAAAAGCUAUUCUAGACAACUGUUUCCAAAGCCACCAGCUUUCUUUCCAGAGAUUUCGCUCAGGAAGGGAGGCUCCAGCAACCUCAGGGGCCGAGUUCAGCAUUUAAAAUGGUUCUGCUUGGGAAAUGAUUCCCUGCAACUAACCCUGGUCCUAUUUGCUGCAAUUUAAACAAAUUCUGAAAACAGUGCCUUUAACUGAGCUCUUGUCUGCAAACCUUCAGAUUUUGGAAGAUAGGUUAUCCUCCCCAGCCUUUAUUCUCUUAUA